GUGGCCCGCGGCACCAUGGCGCUGGGUCUCCUGCUCUGCACUGCUUGGUAUUACACCAUACUAUCUGGCUUCUUCAUUCUUUACUGUCCUGUUAUGUACCUGAUGUUUGUUAGUCAUAGAAUAUAUAGAAAAUUGGUUGAUAUAUUGUUUUCUUUGUGGGAACUGUAUCCAGUGGCCCUGUUUCAAUGCUGCUUUAAUACGCAGUUACAUCAUUUUGGGGAUUUCGUGAAUCCAGAUGAAAAGACCAUAAUUGUGAUGAACCAUCGGACAAGGGUUGACUGGAACUAUGUAUGGAUUGCUCUCUAUCACGCUACCCAAAAUCCUGCCGGUGAAAUAUGUAGCUGCAAACAAACAGUUGAAGAUAGCAGGGAACCAAGUGGUGUCUUAGACGUUUUAGGGAAGUCUAAAAUUAAGUUUGUAUUAAAAGAUGAAAUCAAAACUAUUCCGGGCAUGGGUUGGAUAAUGCAGCUAAACUUUUUUUUGUACGUGAAAAGAAAUUGGCGAGAGGACCAAGUUAAUCUAUCUCAGUUCGCUGAUUACUAUUCGAAGCUCAACUAUGACUACAGGCUUGUUUUGUUCCCUGAAGGGACGGAUUUGAGUGACGAAAAUCGGCGACGCAGCGCAAACUUUGCUUCUGCUAACAAUUUGCAGAACUACAAAUUCGUGUUGCAUCCGCGGACCACGGGUUGGGUUGCCUUAUGUUCCCGUCUGCGAGAGUCUGGUCUGGCCUCGGUCUACGACAUCACCAUCGCUUACGAUAAACCAGCUCAAACUGAAAUGGAUUUGUUGCGAGGGAAAAUCCCUACGCACGUGUACUUCUACUGCAAACGAUAUUCUAUAAACAAACUUCCUAAAGAUGAUACAGACCUAAAAAUCUGGCUCAAUGACCGCUGGCGGGAAAAAGAACAAACUCUUUUCAAAUUCCACAAUGAAGGUCACUUCGUUGAUCUAGAAUCCAAUAGGGCACCGCAAUACCGAACUCCAAGGUCUCUGUUUGUGGCAAAAAUAGGAUUCAUUUUCUGGACAGCAAUCGACGUACUAUUCCUAUACUCGUUGGUCAAUAGCGUGUUAUUCCAAUUUUGGGUCAUUUAUCACUGUUUGUUAUUUAUUUUUAUAACUUGGUAUUUUGGGGGAUUCCAUAAUAUUCAAUACAAACUUCUUGAAAAAUCUUUAGUGUAGUCAAUGAUUUAGAAGUAGGU
Trichoplusia ni (cabbage looper) is the source of this 1199-nucleotide messenger RNA. RefSeq names its product lysocardiolipin acyltransferase 1-like. Gene Ontology annotation, molecular function: acyltransferase activity. Lineage: Eukaryota; Metazoa; Arthropoda; Insecta; Lepidoptera; Noctuidae. Bases 16 to 1179 code for a protein of 387 amino acids. Gene Ontology annotation, cellular component: endomembrane system. The transcript has 7 exons. The record is from RefSeq and is a predicted model, not a curated record.